Messenger RNA from Tribolium madens (black flour beetle), 4770 nucleotides. RefSeq names its product nuclear factor related to kappa-B-binding protein. The transcript is spliced from 5 exons. Gene Ontology annotation, molecular function: protease binding. The record is from RefSeq and is a predicted model, not a curated record. Gene Ontology annotation, cellular component: Ino80 complex. Lineage: Eukaryota; Metazoa; Arthropoda; Insecta; Coleoptera; Tenebrionidae. Bases 292 to 4521 code for a protein of 1409 amino acids.
CAAAAUUCCGUCGAAAUUGAUCGGGUUUUCGCACGUUUCUCUAAAAAUUGUUCGUCGUUUCGAAUGGUACGGUGUUUUUGUACUUGGAAAGUGCAAUAGUGUCGAAAUCGGCACGUCCAAGUUUGACUUUUAGUAUUGAUGGCUCGUAUCAAAAUGGUUUCGCGGCCCACCACUGGCUGUGUAUAUGCGUUGUUUUGGUAUAUCCGCAAUGCAGGCGUGCCGGAUUUAUACCAUUUCGUAGCGUGUGCCUGUUGGAUUAAUCUGGAUAAAACUUAGAAGGACACUACAGCGAUGGACAGCGAUACUUCAGAUGACACUUCUGAUUAUUCAACUGAGUCCUCAGAUGAUGAUGGAAUGGAAACAGCUGAAAUAUAUGGUACUAAAUUACAAUUACCUCAAGGUCUUUGCGAACGAAAAGACAUUUUUCUAUCAGUUCUGUCCAGUGAAACUUGGAAUUCAUUGUCGGAUGAUAACAAAGAACAUUUGCAAACUUUUCUGCCAAAUUUUCCGGAAAACGAUGAAGAAGAAAAGAAUAAAACGCUGGAAAAACUGUUUAGUUGUGACACUUUCCGUUUCAAUAAUCCAUUAGAGAAGUUCCAUGAAGAUCUCAAAGAUGGGUAUUUUCGUCCAGACAUUGCAAAUAUGCGGCGAAUUAUAAAGAAAGCACAAAAGAAAGAAGCGAUGUAUAGGUAUAAAAAAUUCCGAGAGAAAUUAAAGCAGGAUGUGAUAGAAUCUCAACAAAAGUUACUCAAUCAAAUCAAUAAUCUCCCACCUGGUGUAGAACCCAAAAUUGAGAAAAUCCAAGAUCCUAAUUUAAAUUAUAUCGUUCAUCGAACAAAACGACGAUAUUAUCAGAUUUUAGCUUCAAUUCAAGCUAAAACGCAAGAUAAUUACUGUUCACCUGACGAGAAUUACCCAGAAGGGCCCCCUGUCCCUCUCUCUCGAAAACAACGCCGUCAUCUCAACAGUAUCCGAAAUAACUACGCAUCAACUUCAGAUAUUUUCAUGUCAACUAUGUCAACAAAAGCCAACGGUUUAGAUUUAGAAAAAUUCAUAACUCCAUUACGUAAUCCCUUCUACAUCACCGAUGAGACUUACAAGACACUCAUUUCGCAACACAAACGACGGAAAUUAGAACGAAUCGACGAUCCCGAAUAUAACACUAAAGGUAUAACAUUAUCAGACAUUGUAAAUAGGACCCAGUUGCCUUAUAUUAAAAAUCUAACUUUGACUCCAAAACAUCACACUGACAAUAAAUUAGUGAAAAAGAAAAGGAAGGAAGUUAGAUUAAGUACACAAUCACACAGCUCAAAUUCCGACAACGAGUCAGAUUCGGAUUCUUACGUGGACGCGGUGACUGUUAAUCAUGCAAAAAAGGUUAAAACGAACCGAAAUCUAAAAAGUGCAAGUAAAAAUAUUAAAAAUGAGGUUAAGACGGAACUGUUCACGCCCCCUAAACCCGACACGCCUACUACGACUACCAACAAACCCAUCCCCUUCUCCCAGUAUGGUAAGAUCACUCCCGUCACCAUUUCCGAUCUGGAAGGUAUCGAUAUGAUGGAAAUUCCCAUCGAUUUGGACAAUUCCAACAUCGAUAUUUUGGAAUUGAACAACAAACCGGAAUUGAUGCAAGAAACUCACUCAAAUUUCCUGUCCCUCAUUCGCGAUAUCAUCUGUUCGACUAACGAGCAUAGAAUGAAUCUGUCGACACUGGAAGAACGGCUGAAAUCCUGGCAGGAGAACCCAAUAAGUCCAUUGAACGAUUGGUACAGUUUGGUGGACAAUUGGGUGAAUUUGCUCAAAAGUGCUGUGAAUUUUUUAUGUGGGAAUUCCCUUGAACAACCUGAUGAUUUUGUACCAUACAUGGAGUAUAAAAUUCCUCUAGAUAUGUACCAGUGGAUAGGGGCGGGUCGUGAUUCGGACGCACUGUUAGCACCUUUGUGUACUUACUGGUUGGAGCACAGAAGCGAGGCCAAGAGCAAUAAGGAGAAAGAUAAGGAAGAAAUCGACGUGGAAGUUUCUGAUAGGUCGCAGACUCCGCCUCCUCCUCGGUGUCCCACCAAUUGGACGGUAAGGAAGGCGACAUCUGAGGAAAUCAAGGAGUUUCGGGAACAAGAACGCAAACGAUAUGAUAAUCCACAUAAAGCGUUCACUUAUCGUUGUAAUGGUUACGAAAGUGUAGUGGGGCCUUUAAAAGGCAUUUAUAACGCUUCAGUUGGUAAUACUAAAGCUAGAGGUCACACGAUGUUGAAUGCAGAUCGGCCAAAUUUUGUUACUAUUUUAUCACUAGUGAGAGAUGCGACAGCUAGAUUACCCAAUGGGGAAGGUACCAGAGGUGAUAUAUGCGAAUUGUUGAAAAGUUCGCAAUAUAUUUCAAGUACUGCCCCUGAUAAUGUCUUACAAUCAGUUGUAAGUGGGGCUUUGGAUAGAAUGCAUACACAAUUUGACCCUUGCGUUAAAUACGAUCCUAAAAGAAAAAUUUGGAUUUAUUUACACAGAAACCGGACCGAAGAAGAUUUCGAACGGAUACAUCAACAAUAUCAAGGAGUGAAUAAAUCGAAAAAAGCGACAAGUAAAAAACCUAAACCUAAACCCAAAAGUGAUAAAGUCGCAAAUAAGGUUACCAAGAGCGACGACAAACCUAAAGGUGUGACUAAAGUAAAGAGUGGGGAUAGUGGUACGUCCAAAGCCAAUUCCCUCCUUAUUUCAAAUCAGGAAAAAAUGCCCACUUCAGACGAGAAAGAAAUAAACGAAGCGUUGCAAGCUAUCGUCCAAAAUCGCGUUUCUUCGUCCAGUCCUAUCAUCAAACAAACACCCCCGAAACCUAAAGGAUUAGUCAAAAUUAUCUCUCCAACUCAGGGUAAGUCGCUGAUAAUUCCGUCGAGUAAACAAGAACGUGCCACGCCUCCUAAACAAAUCGUCGCCCAACAACUAAUUCAAACCAUCCAAGCGAAACAAAAACAACAAAGUGACGCUGAAAAAAUCGAGCUAAAAACUACACAACCUCAACAAUUUAUUCAAAGCAUUACUCCUCAGCAACUACAAGCUAUCAAGAAUGUCACGCUGGUGAGGGAGCCGAAGUUGGGAGGAGCUCUGCCCGAACAGAUACACAUCAAAACGCAGGCGACGCUAACGCCAGCUCAACAACAGCAGAUUUUGCAAACCAUCAAGCAGAAGAUUUUGCCACAAGCUACAGUUUUAAAUUCGCAACAGCAGCAGCAACAGCAGAUCGUUUUGAAACAGAAAGGGUUGCAGAAACAAACGCAACAGCAGGUUAAAGUCGGGAUUGAAGGAACGAAGAGUUUGGGGUCGACACAGAGUCCAGUCGUGGCUAAGGUUCUGACGAAUGCUGCGGGACAAGUGAUUUCGGUGGAGAGUUUGUUGGCGCAUCAGAAACAACAUGGGUCGUUACCACAAGGUUUUGUUCCAGGUACUACAUUGCGCGUUUCUGGUACCAAAGGCGGCCCUACGAACAUAAUUCAACUGACCGGUACGUCAAAACAAAAUCCGAUCGCUCAAUUCGCUGUAGGAUCACAAAACAACAUAAUAUUAACGAGUCAACCUAAACUCGUAAUGGCUAGUUCGUCCACAACCACCACAACGACAACAACAACAUGUCCUUCAACCCUCACUACGACUAUCACAACUACAACAACAAAACCAGUGGCGCGCGUUACCACCAACAAAACCCAACAACAAGCUAUCAGUGCUACUAAAUUUCCGCCGAAAAUUGCCCAACAAUUAAUCAACGCUAAAUUGAUAACGACAGACGGUCAAAAAGUCGUCCAACCGAAAAUAUUUAUGAGUCAACAGAACCAAGUCAAGUUGGCUUCGGCCAAAAACAUUUCUUUAACGUCAAAACCUAUGACGUUAGCCGCAAAUGCAAACACGAUUCGGAUGGUAAAUGCUGCCAACUUAAAUUUAACGCAUAUAGGUGGCAAGCCUGUACUGUUGGCGAGUAAAGGCACGACGAUACAAAACAUACAAGGGCAAAAUGUAAUACUUCAGACACAACCGAACACCAGUGGAGGCUCGUUGGUAUUACAGAACGCUGUAAAAGCUAUACCGACGACGCAGAAUAAUCCAAAUAUAAACAUAAUCAAUCAACAGAAUGUAGUUCUGGGGCCUCAGCUGAAGAUGCAGACGCCACAACAGGUGGUUUUCAGUUCAGGGGUGAAAAGUGUCACCACUCAAGGACAUAUCGUGUUGGAGGGACACCCAGUGCGGUUACAGACGAGUACGGCGACCAACACUCAAAGGGUAGUACUGGCGAGUCAAGGGCAAGGUGGGCAGAUUGUGGCACAGCAGAUUUUGUUACCGGCGGGGUUUCAAGGGACUGCUAUCAAUAUCAAAGCGUUACAAGGGGUAAAAGUUAUACCCUUAGCUCAGGCACAUGGACAAGGCCGAGGUGUUCAGGGGCGUCAAGUUUUCGCACGUGUCAUGAGUCCAACUGUGGUUAAAGCCACGACAAGCACAGCUGACAAAAGCGCAGAUCCUACAAUAACGUCAGCAGAUAUGUAAAUAGGUUUUAGUUAAAUUUAUCAUGAACUAGUGAAUGUAUUUUUUUUAAUUUUGAAGAAAACUCAUGAAAACUUUGUCACAUCAUUGGUUGUAAGAUUUCCUUUUUUAUUUAUUUAUGGAAUUUAUUGGUUUUUGUGAUGUAAAUAGUUAAAUACUGUAAUAGUCGUCAUUAGGUAUUUGUUUAAUUUAUGAGUGUGUAGUGCAAGUCUACAAAUACUACUUAAUAAACUUAGUUUAUCUUUUUAUAAA